Anisakis simplex (herring worm) is the source of this 372-nucleotide messenger RNA. Lineage: Eukaryota; Metazoa; Nematoda; Chromadorea; Rhabditida; Anisakidae. The record is from the annotation of a GenBank genome assembly.
GGUGAUAAAACAACGGAAAAUGACGAAGUAUCGGAUAAAAAUCAGAGCGCCAAAGAGGAGAGAUCCGAGGCGGAGGAGGAAAGCCGUGCGGUGAAAGGAGACGGCGACAGCAAAACGGGUGAACGAAAAGGGCGCGAUGCAAGUGAUGAUUCUGAAGAGGGUUCAGCCACAGAAACCGACGAAAACGAUUUGGGAAGCUCGCAGGGCAGUGCCUACUCGGAAGAGGGAAGCGCGGAUCAAGGGGGGGAAGAGCACGGGGAAGUGGAUAGUUCGAAGGAAACCGGACGGGAAACGGUGCGCCGGCGAGCCCACCGACGAGCCCGUAGAACAAACGACGAUUUUGUUUUGAUUGAUAAAACUAGUGAUCAAUAA